Messenger RNA from Dovyalis caffra, 690 nucleotides. Lineage: Eukaryota; Viridiplantae; Streptophyta; Magnoliopsida; Malpighiales; Salicaceae. The record is from the annotation of a GenBank genome assembly.
AUGAAGCAGUUACAAAGGACAUACGUAGGCUGCUGUUGUACUCUCAUUUUUGUGCUUCUAUUCUCACAUCCAUUAUCAGUCACAGCUCAAGAAGUUGAGGAUGAGAGAGAGUUUGAUUACAUUGAAGGAAGCGAGAAGGGGCCAGCGCAUUGGGGAGAGCUUAAGAAAGAAUGGACAGAUUGUAAAUCCGGACGUUUCCAAUCUCCCAUUGACAUGUCUGACUCAAGAGUGAAAAUGGUUCAAUGGGAAGGAUAUGAUAAAGUGGGAUCGAUACAGAUCAAUGGCACCAAAUACUUUCUCCAACAAUGCCACUGGCACUCACCUUCCGAGCAUACCAUCAAUGGGAGAAGGUAUGACAUGGAGCUACACAUGGUUCACACAAAUCCAGACCAGAAGAUCGCUGUUAUUGGAUAUCUUUACAAGAUUGGUAAACCUGAUGCUUUCCUCUCCAAGUUGCUCAAGGAUAUAACGUCUAUGACUGAUCAAAAAUUGGAAAGAGACAUGGGGAUAGUUGACCCUAGGGAGAUCAAGUUAGGUGGCAAGAAAUAUUACAGAUACAUGGGCUCACUCACCACUCCUCCUUGCACGCAAGAUGUUAUUUGGACCAUAAACAAAAAGACAAGGACAGUUUCAGAAAACCAAGUUAAAGCACUUCGAGCAGCUGUCCAUGAUGUGAGUAGCCAGAAUUAG